CUCUGACCCAGGGCUCGAGGAGGAGCCGGAGCUGAGCAUCACCCUCACCCUGCGCAUGAUCAUGCACGGAAAGGCAAGGCGGCGUCCUUACUCGGGGGUUACCACCGAGAGCCGGGGGUAACGAGCACCGAGGCCUUCCUGCCCUCAGAGAGCCUCCGGGGGAGCUGGAGGCCUCCAGGAAGGGGAUCCAGGGUGGCUAGCCAGAAUGGAGGUCCCAGAGUCGGUUGGCACAGGGGAAUGGGCAAGGGGUACCUGGGGAGAAUGUUGGAGAGCUGAGAAGCUAAAAGCGCCAAAAGGAAGGUUCCAAAGUCAGUACGUCGGCGAUGGGAGGACCCCCAUCGGAUCUGGAGAGAGCCUGGCAUCCCCUAGUCGCUGGCCCGGGGCUCCUUCUGCCAGGAAGAGUGGGAGCUGGGGCUGGGAGGGCCGAAGCACUGGGCCAGCAUCACGCCCCCAGAAGUCAGGCAGCCCAGACCCCAACUUGGGGGGGGUCCCUGGUGGCUAAGGGAGAGGGAGGGCAGAGCUCUGAGCCGGCCUCGUCUCCUUGUUUUGCAGGAGGUGGGCAGCAUCAUUGGGAAGAAAGGGGAGACAGUCAAGAGAAUCCGGGAGCAGGUGAGCGUGGCGGAGGGUAUGGGGGCGCCUGGGACAAGGACGGGCUGUGUCCUUCUCCAGGGCGGAACACGAGCCCCCGAAGAGGAGAGGGGGAUUUCCCGGUCGGGGAGGGGGGAGGGCAGCAGAGGCCGGUUUGCUGGGGAGACUGGGGCUCUGGCCCCUGCUGCCCUUGUCCUGUCGUCCCUCCCCCCUCCGCCCCCCAGAGCUGUGCUCGGAUCACCAUCUCGGAGGGCUCCUGUCCGGAGAGAAUCACCACCAUCACCGGCUCCACGGGGGCUGUCUUCCACGCCGUGUCCAUGAUUGCCUUCAAACUGGAUGAGGACCUGUGCACAGGCCCCCCCAAUGGCGGCAGCAUCUCUAAGCCCCCAGUAACCCUUCGCCUGGUCAUUCCGGCCAGUCAGUGCGGCUCCCUCAUUGGGAAAGCCGGGACCAAGAUUAAGGAGAUCCGGGAGACCACAGGGGCUCAGGUCCAGGUGGCGGGAGACCUGCUUCCCAACUCCACAGAGAGGGCAGUUACUGUUUCCGGGGUCCCAGACGCCAUCAUCCUCUGUGUUCGCCAGAUCUGUGCAGUGAUUCUAGAGUCCCCUCCCAAAGGAGCCACCAUCCCCUACCACCCCAGCCUCUCCCUGGGCACCGUCCUGCUCUCCGCCAAUCAGGGUUUCUCUGUUCAGGGCCAGUAUGGAACAGUGACUCCAGCAGAGGUCAGCAAGCUCCAGCAGCUGUCGGGCCACCCCGUCCCCUUUGCUUCACCCAGCGUGGUGCCAGGACUGGACCCCAGUGCCCAGACCAGCUCCCAGGAGUUCCUGGUUCCCAAUGACCUGAUCGGCUGUGUGAUCGGGCGGCAGGGCAGCAAGAUCAGUGAGAUCCGGCAGAUGUCCGGGGCCCACAUCAAGAUCGGGAACCAGGCGGAGGGCUCCGGGGAGCGGCACGUCACCAUCACGGGCUCCCCGGUGUCCAUCGCCCUGGCCCAGUACCUCAUCACUGCCUGCUUAGAGACGGCCAAGUCUACCUCAGGAGGGACGCCCGGCUCGGGGCCCGCAGACCUGUCAGCCCCCUUCUCCCCGCCCCUGGCCCCGUCCCCAGCCCUGACGGCCCUGCCCGCGGCCCCUCCGGGCCUGCUGGGCACCCCCUACGCCAUCUCCCUCUCCAACUUCAUCGGCCUCAAGCCCGUGCCCUUCCUGGCCCUGCCCCCGUCCUCGCCCGGGCCGCCUCCCAGCGGCCUCACCGCCUACACUGCCAAGAUGGCAGCCGCCAAUGGCAACAAGAAGUCCGAGAGGCAGAAGUUCUCCCCCUACUAGAGCGGGGAGGGAGCCGGAGCCAGGGAGUGACACCGCGGGGCGGGGAACGGCUCUGACUCCGGCUCCUCCGGGGCCCCAUUCUGCUUAUCCCGACACCCCCCCCCCCCAGGGGCCAAGGCAGACGAUUCCCUAGCAAUGUCGACACCCAUACGCAUGGAUUUUAGGGCCCCGGGCGCCGCGCGCGUCCGCCCAGGAUUCUAUCUCAGGCCACGGCGUGGGGGAGGUGCUGACCCAAGUCUAGGAAGCCCGCGGGAGAGGGAGGAGAUGGCAGCGGCGGCCGUGUAGCCCCCAACCACCUGCCCCCUUCCCCUCCCCGGGCCCUGCCCCUCCUGACUGGGAUACAGGCAAUCCCAGGGGAGGGAAGAGCCUCCAGUGCCUCCCUCUCCGAGGGGCUCCCUCACGCAGGCCCCCCACAUCCGGCCGGGGAGGAGUCCCAAGGAGGCUCCCCCGGGUCCCACCCACAUCGGGCUCCUGCUGCUUGAGCAACAUUCUCUUGACUGGAACAGGCUGGCUGGGCAGGGGCAUAGCAGGGGGGGGUAGGGGCCAGGAUUGGGGGGCACUGCCAGGCAGCUGGGGGUGGGGAUGGGGGGGGCAGGCGCUCUCAGCAGCCGAGACUCUGUACAGUUUUUUCAAUCCAGUUUUUGAAUAAAUAUUCUCAGUGA
This is a messenger RNA of Antechinus flavipes (yellow-footed antechinus), 2569 nucleotides long. It is a transcript of the gene PCBP4, whose product is annotated as poly(rC) binding protein 4. Gene Ontology annotation, molecular function: mRNA binding. Gene Ontology annotation, biological process: negative regulation of mRNA splicing, via spliceosome. NCBI's taxonomy places the organism in Eukaryota, Metazoa, Chordata, Mammalia, Dasyuromorphia, Dasyuridae. The transcript is spliced from 10 exons. The record is from RefSeq and is a predicted model, not a curated record. Bases 324 to 1907 code for a protein of 527 amino acids. Gene Ontology annotation, cellular component: cytoplasm; nucleus.